Messenger RNA from Linum trigynum, 2476 nucleotides. The record is from the annotation of a GenBank genome assembly. NCBI's taxonomy places the organism in Eukaryota, Viridiplantae, Streptophyta, Magnoliopsida, Malpighiales, Linaceae.
UAUUAACAUUACUAAUUACUAACAAUUAAAGUAAGGUUCAUUUACAUCUAAAAUACAAUAGAGAUAUAGUUCGGGGACAAAACAAACACAAAAGAGGACGCAAAUGAGACAUUUCAUCUCCAAGAUCUUCAAACUCCAUGGGAUUCUAAACAUCACAACACACAUAAUCGAGCAUUAAGUUUCAUAUGCAAGAGUGAAUACAUGUAAUCAAAAGAGUUACUAACGGACUCGAAAAUGUGAAUGUAGAUCUAAAAUUUGAAGGAAAUUACUAAUUCCUUCAACCUUACUCUACCGUCUUUCACUCUAUGAAGACUUGAUUGUCAAACAAAAUGGAAAGAAAUUAUAUUAGUAAUAACAGUCUCCCUGGGAACUGAGUUCAUAUUUCUGGUCUUAUUGUAACGUCCUUUAAGCAACUUAAUUUGAAAAGUAACUUUUCUUUUUCAAAAAUACAACUAAGAAUUUAGUUUCUGAAUUGUUGUAUGCACAAUUUUGGUGUCACACUCUACCCCAUCCAAACAUUAUAAUAACACGUUUAACCCCUAUUGAUAUUUGACAACAACCCAAUUGCAUUUACAAGAAUCGUUGUUCCUAUUCUGAAAAGAUCAAUUAUUAGUAUUUAUUUCCCCAUUAUUUUUCAGGGAAGAGGCUAUCAACUCAAGGUCUCAAUACCCAGAUUGAAAGUGUUUUUUUGUAACGAGGAAAAUACGAUUAAUAUUUACUUAAAUACUUUUUUGGAUGUAAAAUAAACAGUUAUUUUUAUUAUUAUUUUUUGUGUAUUCUGCUCUCUGCACUGUUUCCCGUACCCAAGCCGUGGCAUCCUAUCCUACACACUCCGCGCACGAUAUAAUCCUGCGCACCGCCACUUCCGCCUCCGCUUCCACCACCACCAUUCCGCCGGUGCGUGGAGGCUUCCACCGCCACCACUACUCCGCAAUGGCGCGAAAAUCCUCCUUCGUCAAGCAAGCCAUAGCCUGCUCCGCCUGCCUCGUCCUCGUCCUCUACGCCGCCUACUUCACCACUUUCCUACGCCCCGCCAGCUCUCCUCCUCCUCUCGACAUCCGCGACGGCGUCGUCGUCGGGUCCACCAUAACGCUCAGCGCGAACAGAAUCAAGGUUUACAUGUACAAUCUCCCCAGGCAAUUCACCGCCGGCAUCAUCGAGGAAUUCGCCAGGGCUCGCGGCUCCACUGAUGUGUCCAAAUCGUGGUACCCUGGCCACCAGCACAUGGGGGAAUGGCACCUGUUGGCGGAUCUGAAUCGCACUGACGAGGAUCGGGUCGGGUCGCCCGUGGUCCGGGUCGCCGACCCGGACGAGGCCGAGCUGUUCUACGUCCCGUUUUUAUCUUCCCUGAGCUUGCUCGUGAACGUAAAUCGCCGCCUCGCCGUGGCGGAUGAUCAGGUGUACAGCGACGAGAAGAUGCAGGAGGAGCUGGUGCAGUGGCUGGAGCAGCAGGAGUACUGGCGGCGGAACAACGGGAGGGAUCACGUAAUCGCCGCCGGAGAUCCCAACGCGCUCAACCGAGUGAUGGAGCGGGUCAAGAACUCGGUGCUCUUGCUGUCCGAUUUCGGCCGCGUGAGGCCCGAUCAAGGAUCGCUUAUCAAGGACGUGAUUGUACCGUAUGCUCACCGGAUCAACCCUUAUAAAGGCGAAAUCGGAGUGAAGAAGAGGAACACUCUGCUCUUGUUCAUGGGCAAUCGAUACCGGAAAGAUGGAGGCAGAAUCAGGGACUUGCUAUUCCGAUUGCUGGAAGGUGACAAGGAUGUGAUCAUAAAAGAAGGGACGCAGUCGAGGGAGGAUCGCCGCGCGGCCAACCGCGCAAUGCACACUUCAAAGUUCUGUUUGAAUCCGGCAGGGGAUACUCCGUCGGCUUGCAGACUGUUCGAUGCAAUCGUUAGCUUGUGUGUCCCGGUGAUCGUAAGUGACAGCAUCGAGUUACCUUUCGAAGAUGUGAUCGACUAUAGAAAGAUUGCAAUCUUGGUGCGCACCAAAGAUUCUCUUCAACCUGGCUACUUGACUAAUUUGCUCAGAGGAGUGAGCACAGAGAGAAUUCUGGAGUUCCAGAAAGAGCUGAAACAGGUGAGCCACUAUUUCGAGUACAAGGAACCAAACGGAGCAGUGAAUGAGAUAUGGCGUCAAGUGUCGCAGAAGCUACCACUAAUAAAGCUGAUGAUAAAUCGUGAUAAAAGGCUCAUCAAAAGGGACUUGACUGAGCCAGACUGUUCUUGCCUAUGUACAAGCCUGACUGACGCCGUAUGAUGAUGAGUAGGAUUUUUCUGUGUGCUAUACGACGGUCUACGGGAGACUCUUCUAGGCACAUCCUGAAUCGGAAUCCUGGAGGAAAUCAAAAGAUGAAUGGCAAGCAUAGUUGUAUACUUGGAUAUUUAUUUUUCCCCACUAUUUACCAUGUAUACUCACAGAGAAGAUGUGAUUCAUUGAUUUUGUACAUCUAGGCAAAUAAUAAGUUGAUCAUGAUGUU